Molecule: messenger RNA, 2814 nt
Organism: Mangifera indica (mango)
Lineage: Eukaryota; Viridiplantae; Streptophyta; Magnoliopsida; Sapindales; Anacardiaceae
Product: phospholipase A1 PLIP2, chloroplastic-like
Exons: 5
Coding region: 291-2507 (738 amino acids)
Biological process (GO): lipid metabolic process
Molecular function (GO): glycerophospholipid phospholipase A1 activity
Source: RefSeq, a predicted model, not a curated record
GCGACCUGUUUGGUUACAAACGCAUGCCAAACGUCGCUUGCUGGCUUUAAAAGCUCUCCUCCCCCCUCCCCUUUCUUUCGCAGUCUAUAAAGAAUUGAUCUGAGAAGAAGCAGCUACGACAGUAAGAAGAAGAAGAAAACGAAAAUAAGUCAAAGGUUGUGUGUGCACGUUAACGCCAUAAUCGUCGGAGAGACACCUACGUACAUCAGCAUUUUCUGGUCCUCUUACAAUAACAUUUUAUAAAGAAAAUAAUUAGAAAAGGAAGAGAAUCAGAGCAGAGAGCGAAAGUUAUGGAUACUCUGUGCUUGAAAAGCGGGAUUUCCGGAAUAACUCCGUCGAUCUCUGUGGGUGGGGCCUUCGAAGUCCGUUCAAACGCAACACAACAAGUGAGUGCGGUUGGGAAGUCCACGGUGGAAAAAUCUACGGGGGCUACGCCGCCUAACAAAACGUUGUCGUCUAGGUUAUUUUCUUUUAGGUAUCCUUUGAAGUCUUUUUGGCCGGGGCUGGGGGGAGGUGGUGGAAGUAGUAAAAGAUAUAAAGGGAUUGCAUUAGAAGACGCUGUUUUGGUGGAGAAUGGAGAGAAGUCGAUUGUCGAAGACGGUUGCGAGAUUGAACCGACAAUGGGGACGUCGUAUACGAAAGGGCAGGAUGUCAAUUGGGUGUUGAAGAUUCUGCACGUGAGGUCUCUGUGGCGAGGCAGAGAAGAUACGAGAGAAGGUGAAGGAUUGGAAAAGGAACAGGGUGAUAUUGUUGAUGGUCAAAUGGACGAUAUUGAACAUGGUGAUGAAGAGCAAUGUGAAGUUUGCAAAAUUGAUGAUGUCGAAAAAGAGUUCGAGUUUGACAAAGAAUCUUUUUCCAGUUUGUUACGGAGGGUGUCAUUAAGGGAAGCCAAGCUCUACGCGCAAAUGUCUUAUUUGGGGAACUUGGCUUAUUGCAUUCCAAAAAUCAAGGCAGGAAAUCUACUCAAAUUUCGUGGGCUACGGUUUGUGACUUCUUCAAUAGAGAAAAAAGAUUUGGCAACGAAAUCCGAGAAGGUUCAGGUGGCUUCUGAAAAGCAGGAAGAGGAAAACAAGCCAAAAGAUGAGGCCGAAGGCAAGGAGCAAAAGAACAAUGGUUAUCGAAUUACUGCAUCUACUGCUUAUCAAAUAGCUGCCUCUACCGCUUCUUAUCUACAUUCUCAUACAAAGAGCAUUCUUCCAUUCACAUCCUCAAAAUCUGAGGCUGGUGCAGAUUUAUCAGAAAACUGCAGCAGAACUGAUGUCAAUAUUAAUAUGAUGAAUGCAGAAGUAGCUUCUUUAAUGGCAACCACUGAUUCUGUGACAGCUGUGGUUGCUGCAAAGGAGGAAGUGAAGCAAGCUGUUGCAGAUGAUUUGAACUCGACACGUUCAUCACUCUGUGAGUGGUUCAUUUGUGAUGAUGACCACGGUGGUACGAGGUUCUUUGUGAUUCAGGGGUCUGAAUCUUUGGCAUCCUGGCAGGCAAAUUUACUUUUUGAGCCUUGCCAGUUUGAGGGAUUUGAUGUGCUUGUGCAUAGAGGUAUAUAUGAGGCUGCAAAAGGGAUAUAUGAACAGAUGUUGCCUGAGGUUCAUGCACACCUAAAGGCUCGUGGCAAAUUUGCAACAUUCCGAUUCACUGGACAUUCUCUUGGGGGUAGCUUGUCACUACUUAUAAACCUGAUGUUGCUUAUACGGGGUGAAGUGCCAGUAUCUUCCUUGCUUCCCGUGAUAACAUUUGGUGCACCAUCUAUCAUGUGUGGAGGUGAUCGUCUUCUUCAAAAGCUUGGGUUGCCACGAAGUCAUGUUCAGGCAAUAACAAUGCACAGAGAUAUAGUCCCUCGAGCCUUCUCUUGUAAUUAUCCUAAUCAUGUUGCAGAGCUUCUGAAGGCUGUAAAUGGGAACUUCCGUAAUCAUCCUUGUCUAAAUAACCAGAAGCUACUAUAUGCUCCAAUGGGGGAGCUUCUGAUACUACAACCGGAUGAGAAAUUUUCUCCCAAUCAUCCCCUCCUUCCUUCUGGCAGUGGGUUAUAUUUUUUAAGCUGCCCAUUGUUGGACACGAGUGAUGAUGAAAAGCAGCUGCAGGCUGCAAAGUUGGUAUUCUUAAACUCACCACACCCCCUUGAGAUCCUAAGUGAUCGCUGCUCAUAUGGUUCCGAAGGAACCAUUCAAAGAGAUCAUGACAUGAAUUCUUAUUUAAGAUGUGUGCGGAGUGUGAUUCGCCAAGAGCUUAAUCAAAUCAGGAAGGCUAGGAGAGAGCAUCGUCGGAAGUUUUGGUGGCCUCUUAUGUUACAGCAUGGGAUAAAUGCUGGCAUCGUUGUGGAAAGGCCAGUGAUGUCAGUGAAGUUAGGCUUAGAGCAAUUCAAGUUUUCUGGUAUCCUACAGACAGGUAAAGAAUCCUUGAAACGGUUUAGCAGGCUUGUUGCAUCACAGCACAUGCAUUUGCUUGUGGUGUUGUUGUUCCCUGCACGAUUGUUACUUCUUGGGGCAUCUAACAUUAUCAGCUUCAGUUGAUUGGUCUAAUGGGUCGCCACAGUGUAUACUUUUUGGUAGAAUAUUGUACAGUGAGGGCACAUGGCUGGCUAUAUUGUGGUUAGAUUCUUUAUUCAUUGGAUUUGGAUAUCAAAAGCCAAUUGGAAUAUUGAAAUGAUAUGUAGAGAAAAAAAAGACAGUCAAUAUCAUUCAAUACAAAAAUGAGAUUACUGUGUGGUUCCGCUGUUGGAUAACUAUAGUCUGCCGAUUUUUUUUCAUGCAAUGUUAAGAUUGUAAAAGUUGAGUUGUUGCUACAAUUUAUGAUCAGUAUGGAUAAUCUUUUGCUGGA